This is a messenger RNA of Leishmania mexicana MHOM/GT/2001/U1103, 1059 nucleotides long. RefSeq lists its product as hypothetical. The record is from RefSeq and is a predicted model, not a curated record. Bases 1 to 1059 code for a protein of 352 amino acids. The transcript has a single exon. NCBI's taxonomy places the organism in Eukaryota, Euglenozoa, Kinetoplastea, Trypanosomatida, Trypanosomatidae.
AUGCUGCGCAUCAGCCCUGCGCACUUUGCGCCGCUGCAGGCCUCCCACCGUCUCCUCUUCUUCUCGUGGUGGCGUCAGAACAGCGGGCACCGCGGCAGCGCCGCCGCGACGUGGCGCGCGAACGCAAAGAGCACGUUCAUCAGCGAGGGCGCGAUGGGCCUCGGUGGCGGUGAUGUGGGUCAGCCCAUGGCGAAUGAGGCCUCCGAGGCGCUGGAUGGCACAGGCACGAGCACUGCGAGUUAUCGGCGGGCUGGUCUGAAGGGCACCGCUGGACGUGGCGUCGGCAAUGGGCUAGCCGUCCAAGCCGGCGGCGGUGCCGCUCCAGGGUCCACCGUGCCAAAGCAGGCGAUAGACGACGUCUUGAUAGAGCGUGCGGCGCACUUGACCGGACCGAAUCGGCGCCCCCUCUCGUACGACCUCGAGAUCCACCGCGCCGCCCGCGCGCGUGAGGCGGCACAGAAGCAAGCCUCGCAGGAGCAUCUGCUCCACUUCGACGAGCAGAACAUGCCGCGCAACCCCCACAACCCGAACCGAUGGCGUGCGAGCUGGGAGUUUACGCCGACGCCAGAGCACAAGUCGCUCGUGCUGCUUCUGUACCGCAACGUGCUGAAAGGCUUGAUGAACUACAAGAGCGUCCGGCGUCGCAGCAUGAUCGCCUACGCCCGCAUGUGCUUUCGCCGUCGCGCAAUGGCAACGGAGAAACUGCUGAUUGACGAGUGCAUCGAAGAGUGUCGGCGCUCCAUCUACGUGCUGGAAAAGCAUCACAACUUCACGAAGACCGGCACGUACGAGUUCGACUCGAUGACGCUACCGAAGGACACGGGUCAGGACGUGAAAACAUACAUGGAGGAGGUGUACGACCCGGAGCAGUCCCGCAUGCAGUUCCAGAACUUCACGGAUGUGCAGCCGGGCAGAGAGCAUUUGCAUCGGCAAGGGCUCGGGCCCACGUCGGGGUCGCACCACUGGAAGGACCAAAAGGCCUCGGAGGGCUUCAAGGUGGAGAUUCGCGACGAGGACAAGGCCCUGCGGCCGCCGCCGCCGCCCGGGAUGGCGAGCUGA